AUGGUUCCCGAUCCAAUCCCUAGAGGCGGCAACUCUGGCCUUUGUCGGCCACUUAUGGGGAGGCUGGCGCCGCGAGAUCGACCGUUCAUCAUUUCCCUCGUCAUUGCCCUGGUCGUCGAGAUCCCCAUUGCUGUUUUCUUAUCAUUCUGGGGCGCCGGGGCCUUCGCUCGCUUUUGGGCUAGCCGGACAAAAUAG
Clonostachys rhizophaga is the source of this 195-nucleotide messenger RNA. Lineage: Eukaryota; Fungi; Ascomycota; Sordariomycetes; Hypocreales; Bionectriaceae. The record is from the annotation of a GenBank genome assembly.